This is a messenger RNA of Hibiscus syriacus, 387 nucleotides long. RefSeq names its product putative cell wall protein. The record is from RefSeq and is a predicted model, not a curated record. NCBI's taxonomy places the organism in Eukaryota, Viridiplantae, Streptophyta, Magnoliopsida, Malvales, Malvaceae. The transcript has a single exon. The coding region runs from base 15 to 299 and encodes 94 amino acids.
UUAGUUCUUCGAUAAUGGCUUCAAAAACUGCUCCAUUGCUUCUUGCUCGAAUUUUCCUCGUCGGCAUUGUGCUUGCCAUUGCCAUGCAAGCAGCUGCAACACGUGACAUAGGACGAAUGAUGAUGCCACCUAUUCUUGAACCCCAAAACACGUUUUGCGGAGCUUUUGGUGGCUCGAACGGCGGAUCCGGCUAUAUUCCAGGCGCAGAUGACACGUUUGUUCCGAACCCUGGUUUUGAGGUGCCGAUUCCCGGCAACGGUGCUGGCACUGCAACUGCAGCAACACGCGCACAUCCUUGAACGUGCUCUGCUAUAUGUGAAGCUUCUAAAUCAAUUAGUGAAUAAAGGGAAGCAAUAAUCUAGACGCAAGUGUUUUAGUUUUCUUACU